AAUAUAAAGAUCUACAAAUUUAUAAUACAGUAUAAAGUUUACAAAAUGGAUUAUAAGUUGUAUGAGACCCUUAAUCGCCUACCCGGCUUAUUCGCCAUCGCAGCAACCAUGAUUUUUGGGAUCAUUAUAAUUUUCACAUUCAUUGUACGAAUUUUUCAAUUUCCUCACCUCCGUCAAAAGUAUUGGCAGUAUAACAAUACUCAAAGCAUUCCCACAAGGAUACUCAAGACGACCGUUUUCUUGCUCUUGGCUGCCGGUUUGUUAGGAGUCAUCUCAUACAAUGUUUACAAAAUGAAAAAUGAUCCACCAAAGUUAUUGGUGACGGUAGAAAGGAGCAAAGAACCUCCAUCUAUGCUUGUUUGCAAAUCCGAUGAUAUGACAUUUAUUACGGUCAGAUAUUAUGACAGUUUUAAUUCUUUUGUUAAUAAUCCUAAGCAAAACCUUGAUUUAAGCGGUGAUUUUAAACUUUUUCAAAGAGAAAGUGAUAGUAGUUGCACUUUCUUUAAUAGUACAUCGUCCUUAAUGACAAUAGAUAAUCCUGGAGGAUUCUAUCUCCUUGGUUUUACGAAAAUAUUAAAAAAGGUCUUAAAUGGUAUGAGUGGCAAUGCCAGCAUAAUUAGUAUUUACAUUGGUGACACCAACAAUGAGAUGGACUGGAGCUUACCUAUGCCUCAAGGGAACAAAUUUAGUGAUGUAGGGUUUCUACUUGCCAGUAGUAGUGGUAUUUUCCAAUAUACAGAAACUUGGCAUAAAGCUUUAAAUGGAAUAAAUGGAAUUACCUAUCGAGGUUUCCAAAUCAACUCUAUAGGAAAUUUUGAAUUUGAGGGAGUUUCUGUAGAUGAUAACUCUAUGCAGCCAACAAUAUGGAUUGGACUCAUCGCACCGACAACCGUAAUAACACAGGUUGAAAAGCCACCCCUCACACUAGCUGACCUUUUAAGUAAUGUCGGUGGUUACCUUUCCGUCUGGGCAAUUUUCGGCUUUCUCUUUGGUGUUAGAAAGGCAAACCCGUUCGGGUUUGUGUCGGGCUUUAUAUUCAUAAAUCAGGAUAGGGAGAAACUUCGUAAGGAAUUAGAUAGAAUGAAAAAUGAAAGGAGUUCAAAAUUAAGUAACUUGGAAAAAGGGGAAGAAGAUAAUACUACCGAAACGGAUGGUCUCUCCAAUCAAUCUGCUGAGCUAAGAAAUCUGCUUGCAAAAUACUAUGUCGAUAUGGAUUUCUACGAACAUGCGGUUAAGACACCUGACGUAUAAUUAUAAUAAAAUAUACAUAAAGUAUCAUAGAUAAAUUUUAUCUUUUGGGAAGUGCAUAGAAUAAUUUAUUGCAACACCAUUUUUUUAUAAAAUUCUUUUUUUGUAAUAUCAUAUGUAUUUAUUAAAAUAAAAUGUAUAUAUUAUGGAAUGAUCAUAUUAUUAAACUAAACUAAAUAAUGUGACACGCCCACUGUCGCCCGCCGUUUUUAUCUAUUGUAAUUUUAUUUUUCAUAUUUUCGUUUGAUUACUAUAUUCCAUAUAGACAAAUUUAACGUCAUGUGUCAUCGCACGUGGUUUGUAUUGUUAUCACCCUAUGCUUAAUGUGAAUUGGUUGUAAUUCGUCUACAAUGAGGAAAUAAUUAACAAGCACAAAAAAAUUACUCUAUCAAAUUUUUCUCGA
Molecule: messenger RNA, 1651 nt
Organism: Rhizophagus irregularis DAOM 181602=DAOM 197198
Lineage: Eukaryota; Fungi; Glomeromycota; Glomeromycetes; Glomerales; Glomeraceae
Source: RefSeq, a predicted model, not a curated record